UAAAUAAAAAAUGUAAGAUGUUCGACGCCAUUGACAACAAUAGCCAGACAUCUGAGGACAACAUUUUUAAAAGAGCAUUUCUUUGGUGCGUGUACAAGUUAUUAUAUUUCACUCGUUACAUCAAGCGUGUAAUUGCACCAACUGAUUUCGAUAUUGGUGUUGAUGACUCAAAAUCUACGGUCGUAGAAUCAUCAGACAACAUGGUCUAUAUACAAAGUUUAUCAACACAAAUACGUGUAUUAACAUUAAAUGAUGGCGAACAUCAAGAUUCAACAUUAUAUCGUUUGGAGAAAAAUUAUAUAUUACAAUUUCGUUUAGGUCCCAGUUUAUUGGGUAAACGUGUCACAAUUUAUUGUAAUUAUCCAAGUACCGAUUUAGCAUAUCAAUUUGAUCAGACAAAUGAUAAGGGUGAACCGGUAUUUGUACGUAAUCAAUAUCUUGCAUUACCUUGGCAUCGUGAUGAGGAUACUAAAUACACUGACGAAACAUCUUCGUAUUGUGAAAUUGAAGUACAAAUUCCUGGCAGUUUUCAUUACUACUUUAUCUAUGAUUCAGCGGAAGGAAAAGGUCCACAAGGAUCAGGAUUCUUUAUUGUAGAUCCGGAAUUACGUGUAGGUCCUGGACGUGGAGAACGAUUGCCUUUGGAUUGUGUUCAGUGUCAAACAGUUAUAUCCAAACAAUUGGGUCCUUUAUCAACAUGGGAAUCAAAAUUACGUGUUUCUCUAGAAUCUGGUUACAAUGCAAUUCAUUUUACUCCAGUAACAGCCUUAGGAGCAUCAAAUUCAGCAUACAGUUUAUGCGAUCAAAUGAAACUAAAUCCAAUAUUUAACGAAGGCUCACAACAGGUGACAUUUAACGAUGUCGAUCAUAUUAUAUCAAAAAUGCGUAUCGAUUGGAAAAUGAUAUCGAUUUGUGAUAUUGUUCUAAAUCAUACCGCAAAUGAAACUGAAUGGUUACAUAAACAUCCUGAAUGUACAUACAAUUGUCUUAAUUGUCCACAUUUAAGACCUGCAUGUCUUCUGGAUGCUGCCCUUUAUCGACUUACUUUAGAUAUACAACAAGGUGUUUGGGAAUUAAAAGGGAUACCACGCCAAGUUACUUCUGAAGAUCACUUAAAUGCAAUAAGGCAUGUUUUAUACACUGAAUACUUGCCAAAAAUAAAUAUUCCUGAAUUAUAUUUGUGCCAUGUAGGAAAUUACGUUACGGAAUUCCUUAAUAUUGCCAGAAAUCGUGUACCACCAAUUGCAAGUAAUUUAGAAAGUCGUGAAGCAUUAAAAAUUACGCCUGAUCCACAAUAUCGUCGAUUAAAGGCUAAAAUUGAUAUGGAAAUUGCUUUGCGGCUAUAUAACACAUAUAGACAAGAUUGUUAUGAUGAAGAAUCCCGUUUAAAAAAAUGUGCUGAAGAAUUUAAAGCACGUUUAGAGCAAUUAAAUCAUGAAAAAUAUGAGGAAAUUCAAGGUCAUUUACAUGCAGCUGUCGAAAAUUGUUUAGCAAAUAUGCGUUAUCAACGAAUCCAAGCUGAUGGACCAAAAAUUACUGAUGUAUCUGCUAAAAAUCCACUCGUACCCAGAUAUUUCACACAGUAUGGUUCAGCGAGUACUUUACCUGAAUUAGAAAAACAAAUGUAUAGCCCCGAUGGUUGUUUCUUAAUGGCUCAUAAUGGAUGGGUAAUGGAUGCAGAUCCAUUGCAAAAUUUUGCUGCACCAGAAUCAAAUAUAUAUUUGCGACGUGAAAUUAUUGCCUGGGGUGAUAGUGUGAAAUUACGGUAUGGUGAAAAACCAGAAGAUUGUCCAUUUUUAUGGUCAUAUAUGAAAGGAUACGUCGAACAAACGGCACGUAUAUUUGAUGGUGUUCGCUUGGACAAUUGUCAUUCGACACCCUUAGCCGUGGCUGAGUAUAUGUUGGACGCAGCUCGGCGUGUUCGUCCUGAUUUAUAUGUCGUUGCAGAAUUGUUUACAAAUUCUGAUCAAAAGGAUAAUAUUUUUGUAAAUCGUUUAGGAGUAACUUCUCUAAUCAGAGAGGCAAUGUCAGCGUGGGAUUCACACGAAGAAGGUCGUUUAGUUUACCGGUAUGGUGGAGAGCCUGUUGGAGCUUUCCGUCAACCACGUGUACGACCAUUAACACCAAGUAUUGCUCACGCCAUGUUCUUAGACUUAACUCAUGAUAAUCCUUCGCCAAUUGAUAAACGAAGUGUUUUCGAUUUAUUACCAAGUACAGCUUUAGUCAAUAUGGCAGCUUGUGCUAGUGGAUCAAAUCGUGGUUACGACGAAUUAGUUCCUCAUCAUAUUCAUGUUGUGGAUGAAACUCGUGAAUAUACGGAAUGGGCAGAUGUUGAAGGAAUGGUUAUGGGUUGUCCACGAUAUGUUGGUUUUAAUUCAGGAAUUAUUGCAGCGAAAAAGGCAUUAAACGAUCUACAUUAUCGAUUAGGAAUAGAUGGUUUCAAUCAGGUAUUUGUAGAUCAAAUGGAUGGAGAUGUGGUAGCAGUAACUCGACAUUGUCCCGAAACUCAUCAAUCAGUUGUAUUAGUAGCAUUUACUGCAUUUUCACAUCCACCAGAAAAUGCAGCAUACGAACAAAGAAAUAUUCGACCAUUAAGAGUUGAAGGUGUUGUUGAUGAAGUUAUACUUGAAGCAUCCUUAGCACAUGCAAAUGCUCGUUCGGGAGGAUCCCGUUAUUCGAACCCAAAAAAUUAUAAUAAAGAUAACAUUUACAUUAAUGGCUUAAAUGAAUAUGAAAUCGAAAUUCGUGAACAUUUACAAUUGCAGCAAUCAUCAAUGAUCGAAAAAGUGGAAUCAAACGAAGCGAAUAUUACACAAAUGCGGUUUAAAAAUUUCAAACCUGGAUUUAUAGUUGCAAUCAAGGUUUCGUUACAAAAUAAUGUACGACCAGCAAUUUCAAAGUUACGCCAAUACAUUACAGAAUUUAACGAUCCAACAUCGUACAGUGAAUUAAGUAAAAUUGUAUCAAAUCUAUCGUUAGCAGAUUUGAAUCGUAUCUUGUAUCGUUGCGAUCAAGAAGAGCGUGAUGACGGCAAAGGUAUUGGUGCGUACGAUAUUCCUGGACAUGGUCCACUUGUUUACUGCGGUUUACAAGGUAUUAUGUCUUUAUUGGCAAAUAUUCGUCCAAAUAAUGAUUUAGGACAUCCUUUGUGUAACAAUUUACGAGAUGGUAAUUGGCUUAUUGAAUAUAUUGCAAAUCGUUUAAGAAGUGAACAAAGUACUUCAGAAUUAGCUCAAUGGUUUGAAAAUACAAUGCGUAAUCUUAAAGAAAUUCCACGUUAUUUAAUACCUAGUUAUUUUGAUGUUAUAUUAACUGGUACUUACGUAUUGCUUGUGCAACAAUGCUAUGUUUUAAUGUCAGAUUUUAUAAAGCAAGGAUCAUUCUUUGUUCGUGCAUUGGCAUUAGGAUCUGUCCAAUGUGCAGGAAUUGUUAAAUCAGCUAAUUUACCAGCAUUAUCACCAAACUUAUCACCGCCAGCUCCACCACGUCAAAUCAAUGAUAAAGGAGAACCAGUUCAAAUGUUUGUGACCUUAUCUGCUGGUUUACCACACUUUUCGGUUGGUUAUAUGAGAAAUUGGGGUCGAGAUACAUUUAUAUCGUUACGUGGCUUAUUUAUUUUAACUGGACGUUAUCAAGAUGCUCGUUAUCAUAUUUUAGCGUACGCACAAUGUUUACGACAUGGUUUAAUUCCGAAUCUUUUAGAUAGUGGUAAAAAUGCUAGAUACAACUGUCGUGAUGCCAUCUGGUGGUGGCUUUAUUGUAUUCAAUCAUAUAUAAAAGAAGUUCCAAAUGGCAUUAAUAUUUUGAAUGAUCCUGUUUCUCGAAUAUUUCCACAAGAUGAAUCACCACCUUUUGAACCUGGUCAAGUUGAUCAACCGUUAUACGAUGUAAUUCAAGAAGCAUUAACCGUACAUUUCCAAGGGUUGUGUUUCCGGGAAAGAAAUGCUGGAAGACAAAUUGAUGCUCAUAUGGCCGACAGAGGUUUUAAUAAUCAAAUUGGUGUUCAUCCUGAUACAGGUUUUGUAUUUGGUGGAAAUGAAUCAAAUUGCGGUACUUGGAUGGACAAAAUGGGCUCAUCUGAUAAGGCAGGUAUACGUGGUAAACCUGCAACACCUCGAGACGGUUCUGCUAUAGAAUUAGUUGGAUUAUCAUAUAAUACACUUAUCUGGCUUAGCGAAAUGUCCAAAGCGGGUGAAUUCCCAUAUGGAAGUGUCCAGCGAAAACAUCGUGACGGAUCGCUGACCACAUGGACGUACAAACAAUGGGCAGAAAAAAUAGCAGCUAAUUUCGAACGCCACUUCUGGAUAAAUACGCAGCCGUCUAGCUCUGAGCCAAGACCAGAUCUGGUGCAUCGCCGUGGAAUCUAUAAGGAUACACAUGGCUCCUCACAACCAUGGAGUGAUUAUCAAUUUAGGUGCAAUUUCCCAAUUGCCAUGGUUGUGGCUCCUGAAAUGUUUAAUCCACAACAUGCAUGGAUUGCUUUAAAGAAAGCAGAGGAACUGCUUUUAGGACCUUUAGGAAUGAAAACAUUAGAUCCAAAAGAUUGGGCUUAUAAUGGAAACUAUGAUAAUACAAAUGAUUCCGACGAUCCCAAAGUAGCUCAUGGUUUUAACUAUCAUCAAGGACCGGAAUGGGUAUGGCCUCUUGGUUGGUUCUUGAGAGCUAAAUUAUAUUUCUCGCAAGAAAAUGGUGAAUUAAUAAAAACAAUAAAUUUCACAAGAGCAGUACUAUCAAAACAUCUCCAAGAACUUCAAACAUCACCAUGGAGAGGUUUGCCAGAAUUAACAAAUAAAGAUGGCGCUUAUUGUGCGGGUAGUUCACGAACUCAAGCAUGGAGUAAUGCGUGUAUACUGGAGGUAUUGUACGAUUUACAACAACUGGAAGAAAAGGAACCUAUUGUGCUAACAUCAGCAGACUACUGA
Chrysoperla carnea is the source of this 4922-nucleotide messenger RNA. RefSeq names its product glycogen debranching enzyme. NCBI's taxonomy places the organism in Eukaryota, Metazoa, Arthropoda, Insecta, Neuroptera, Chrysopidae. Bases 18 to 4922 code for a protein of 1634 amino acids. The transcript has 19 exons. Gene Ontology annotation, biological process: glycogen biosynthetic process; glycogen catabolic process. The record is from RefSeq and is a predicted model, not a curated record. Gene Ontology annotation, molecular function: amylo-alpha-1,6-glucosidase activity; 4-alpha-glucanotransferase activity.